AUGAGAGGUGCUUUCGGCCAAAUUAUUCGCAAUAUUGUAGGUGGUGAUAGAGGUGGUGAUGGUGUUGAGAGAAUUCCACCAACAGCAUCAAAUAGACGACGAAACGAAGCAAAUCGUCAAAUUAGGCAUCGUCGUCGAAGACAAGACAUCCAUGAUGAUGAUCGUGGACCGUUAAAGGUCAUUACUCAUGGAUUGAAGUUGAAGAAGUUUUCCGAAGUUCUUGUGCCACAUCCUGUAGAGCGUUGGAUUCAGGAAUCUGGGCUGCUACCUCUUUCUUCGGCCUACCUCACUAUGGUUGAUGCUGGUCUCGUCUCGGCAUUUAUUGAAAGAUGGCACAGGGAGACCAGCUCAUUUCAUUUGCCAUUUGGAGAGAUGACCAUUACUUUAGACGACGUAGCUACUCUCCUUCACAUAUCACCGAAUGGUAAAUUUUUUGAUGCACCUGUGAAUAUGAGUACUAAUAAUGCUGCUAGAGCUGCACAUGAAUUGCAGUGGCUGCGUGACUUAUAUAGUCGUCUCAUUCAAACUAAUCAGUUUGAGUGUGCGGCUAGAACGUAUCUAUUGCACUUAGUUGGCAGCACAAUUUUCGCCGAUAAAACGCAUACGCGUGUGGAGGCGAAAUACAUUAGUUUAUUUAUUGAUUUAGCUCGUUGUCGACACUAUUCGUGGGCUGCCGCGGCAUUGGUUUUCCUUUAUGAUAACAUGGGAGAUGGGGCUGUCCACGACACUCGACAGUUAGGAGGUUACAUGACCCUUUUACAGUGCUGGAUCUACGAACACUUCCCUAGGAUCUAUAAGCGGGGCGAUAGAGGUGCGGUUCAUGCACAUCUUCCAAGAGCAUGUAGGUGGAUUGCAAAACAUGCUGUUGAAGGUGGAUUAGUGACCUAUCGGCAGAGACUUGAUGCUUUGUUGCUUGAUGAUGUACUGUUUACACCAUAUGAUGAUGAUCGAGCUAAUCAUCCGUUUGAAGAUAUUUCGAUGUUCUCUGGUUAUCUUCGAUGUGGUGGAGUCUCAGUCCCAUAUUUGCCGGAGCGAUGUCUUCGACAAUUUGGUCCUCCUUUGGUUCUCACUUCCUCUGGUGGUGCAAGUAUUGAUGUGGUAUGUGGAAAUACAACUUCACGCACCUUUGCCUUGAAUAUCCUUUAA
Cicer arietinum (chickpea) is the source of this 1146-nucleotide messenger RNA. Lineage: Eukaryota; Viridiplantae; Streptophyta; Magnoliopsida; Fabales; Fabaceae. The record is from RefSeq and is a predicted model, not a curated record.